This is a messenger RNA of Schistocerca gregaria, 2974 nucleotides long. RefSeq lists its product as uncharacterized. NCBI's taxonomy places the organism in Eukaryota, Metazoa, Arthropoda, Insecta, Orthoptera, Acrididae. Bases 460 to 2388 code for a protein of 642 amino acids. Gene Ontology annotation, biological process: fatty acid biosynthetic process; acetyl-CoA biosynthetic process; tricarboxylic acid cycle. The transcript has 4 exons. Gene Ontology annotation, cellular component: cytosol. Gene Ontology annotation, molecular function: ATP citrate synthase activity. The record is from RefSeq and is a predicted model, not a curated record.
CCAUAAUUUUGACAAAAGUGAAAUCAAGAACGCGUGCAUCAACGUUUUUAGUUACAAAAAUAAGUUGCUGCUGUCAAACGCUAAAAAAUCAGAUUAUACUAACCACUCAUCUCCAAACUCAGAUUUUCAGUGUAACCUGUCUUAAAUUGAAGAGUAUCUCUUGGUAAAAUGCUAGUACACAAUCAACAGAAAGACUUUCUAAAUCAAGAAAACUCUUUAAUUAGCUUUUCAACGUCUAAUCUGUCCACAUCCAUACAAACCGUCCACCCUCAUUAAAACGAAUAUCAAAUUAUGUUAGGGGUGCAUUCAGGUAAUGACAUCACGUCACCCUAUUUCUAUUUUCAGCUCAAGUUUUACAGGUUUAACAAAAAAAAUACAUUUACGGCUCUAAAUUGUUAUGAUCUCAUUAAACCUCUCUCUUAACGUAAAUUGUCCUAUACCCAAACCACUUGCUCGAUUAUGCAGCCUAUAAAGCCCAGGCAUCUUUUCAACAAUACCACACAGUCCUUGAUUUACAAUUUCAAGGAGGUCCCCAUUCAAAGCAUGUUGGACUUCGAUUACGUUUCUAGGCGCUCGAUUCCAAGCAUUGCAGGCCUUAUCAAACCCGGGUGCUCCAUGGUCAUGCACCAUAAGAUCUUCUUCGGGCAAGAAGAAAUUAUGUUACCAAUUUAUGGUAGUAUAUCCAAGGCCAUCGAAUGCCAGCCUCAGGCUAAAGUCUUCAUAAACUAUGCAAGUCACAGAUCCGCCUAUGAUUCGAGUUUAGAAGCUCUCCAGUACAAUACAAUUCAAUGUGUUGUCAUUAUUGCCGAGGGUAUUCCAGAGUCACAGUCGAAGCGUCUGCGUAUCCUGUCCGAAAGGCUGGGAAAGAUUGUGAUUGGCCCAGCUACCGUUGGCGGACUGCAAGCCGGGGCAUUCAAGAUUGGAGAUGCUGCAGGGAGUAUAGACAACGUCAUCGAGUCGAAACUAUACAGGCCUGGCAGUAUAGGUCUCAUUACAAAGUCGGGGGGACUUUCGAACGAAAUGUAUCGUUUGCUGAGCAUUUAUACCAAUGGAAUUUUUGAAGGCAUUGCUAUUGGCGGUGAUGCCUAUCCUGGAUCUACUAUGUUGAGUCAUGCGCUAAGGUUCGAGACAAUACCAGAAAUCAAGAUGAUCGUCAUAUUAGGUGAGAUAGGAGGAACCUCGGAGCUAGAAGUAGCUGAAGCCAUAAAAAACAAACGAAUUACCAAGCCUGUUGCCGCGUGGGUCACUGGGACAUGCGCUAGCCUGUUCCCUACAGAAGUGCAGUUCGGCCAUGCAGGCGCUAAGUCUGGAGUUGCUAAUGAGUCUGCACAAGCAAAAAACCAGGCUCUGAAGGAAGCUGGUGCUCUUGUGCCAGAUUGUUUCAAUCAAUUUGCCUUAUUAAUUGCCAAGGAAUAUAAGCGCCUGGUUGAUCAAGGUACAAUUAUUCCCGUACCAAUAUAUAAUCCGCAAUUCCUGCCAGAAAAUUACGUCAACAUGAUGCGCGAAGGCAGAAUUCGUAGAGCAACUGGAAUUGUAUCCACCAUUUGCAACGAUCGCGGCGAUGAACCUACAUACGCUGGCAUUUCUGUUUCGGAGAUCAUUCAAGAACAAAUGUCAAUUGGCGACGUUAUUUCGCUGUUGUGGUUUAAAUGCCGCCUUCCUCAAUAUGCCACUCGCUUCAUCGAAAUCUGCAUGAUUCUAGUAGCCGAUCACGGCCCGUGUGUUUCGGGAGCCCAUAACACGAUUGUCGCCGCUAGAGCAGGAAAAGAUAUAGUUUCUUGCUUGACAUCUGGACUUCUGACCAUUGGGCCUCGCUUCGGCGGUGCUAUUGACAACGCAGCACGCCAAUUCAAGCACGCCUGCGACACCGGUAUACCUCCAGACGAAUUCGUAGAGAGCAAAAAAGCGGAGGGCCAACUGAUCUCUGGAAUUGGGCACCGAGUUAAAUCUCAACACAACCCCGACCGCCGCGUACAAAUUUUGAUAGAAUACGCCACCAAGUCAUUUUCAUCGCUCAAAUAUCUACAAUAUGCCCAACGAGUCGAAAACUAUACCCUGAAAAAAGCCAGCAAUUUGAUACUAAACGUCGACGGUGUAAUCGCCGUCCUCUUUCUCGACCUCAUGAACUCUUGUGCCUCUUUCGACAACGAACAAAUAGAAGAAAUGAUCGAAAUUGGGUUCUUCAACAGCCUCUUUAUAUUGGGCCGCAGCAUCGGGCUUAUUGGUCACGCACUGGACCAAAAACGUCUAAAACAGCCGUUGUAUCGCCACCCAUGGGAUGACGUUAUGUACUAUCCUAUCGCGGAGCCCAACACCAAAAAGAAAGAAGACCAGAUAGGAGGACUCCGAGUCAACUUAUCAACACCAAACUUGCAAGACCUUACGUAGAACACAAGCAUAUACACCAACACUGUUUACAAUAAAAAUAGUUUGCCGAUUUUGCAGUUGGCUAAAAAAGUUCUACUUUGUCUUGUACAGCAGACCUUGGUAUUCGCAUAUUGUUGACCUCAGUUGGCUUUAAUCAGUUUCCUUAUUGCAAAAAAACAUUCCUGUUAAUAGAGAGUUUUGCGAUGAACUACUCCUGAGCCGCAUUCACGUUCAGCAUCUGCUUCUGAGGAAAAGCGUGUGUACGCUGGGAGUUCACACAAUUUUGUUUGAUGCCUAGACGUUUUGACAUAUUUGGUGGUCACAAUGCCGUUAUUAAUUUCACUCCAUCAUCCUGUUUUUGCGACCGUCCUCUUUUUGCUUGCAGUCUGCUGGUAAUUCGAUGCUGCCAAACUGAAACCAUAUAACCUUUUCGUUUCUAUUCUGCUAUAUGUUAAAACCAUCGAGACUUGACGCCCGGUAGCUAUGGAAAAACUCCACAGACGUAUUGUAGACGUCGUUCGCAUAUGAAUUCUACGUUAUAGUAGAUAAAAAUAGAGAGGUCGAAUGUAGGUUUGUCUCUUUUAUAAAAUUUCAAUUUUUUGUGAGA